Molecule: messenger RNA, 585 nt
Organism: Sphaeroforma arctica JP610
Lineage: Eukaryota; Ichthyosporea; Ichthyophonida
Exons: 5
Biological process (GO): phospholipid translocation
Cellular component (GO): plasma membrane
Molecular function (GO): ATPase-coupled intramembrane lipid carrier activity
Source: RefSeq, a predicted model, not a curated record
ACAGCACAGUCUGAUGAUGAAGUGCAAUUUCGGGUGAUCAAGACCAACGAAAGUGAGGUAGAUAGCAAGGGGAGGCCGUUGAAGAACACUAACCGUGUACGCAAUUCGAAGUAUACCAAGUGGACAUUUCUACCCAAGAAUCUUAUGGAGCAAUUCAGACGACCCAUGAACCAGUACUUCCUGCUGAUAUCUUGUCUACAGCUGAUUCGAGCUAUUACCCCCGUGAAUCCUUUGUCGUCAUGGUUACCACUCAUAUUCAUCGUACUGAUCUCGGCCGUGAAAGAGCUCCUGGACGAUAUCAAGCGACACAAAUUCGAUAACGAAGUAAACAACCGCGUAUACUCAGUCACCAAGAACGGAGUCACCGCCGAGGUCCGGUCCAAAGACAUUGGACUGGGGGACAUGGUGUAUCUAGAGAGUGAAGACCAAUGUCCCUGCGAUCUGGUGCUGCUGUCCUCGAGCGAUCCAAAAGGGUGCGCAUUUGUACAGACUUCCAAUCUGGAUGGUGAAAUCGACCUAAAACUGAAACGAGCGCCCAAAGAGACCCAGGCGCUCAACAUAGCCGAACUUACAGGACUUAAGGUU